AUAAUUUGCUCUUUUUUAUUGCCGACAGCAAAAUCAAAAUACAAUGAAACUCAGAUAACAUAACACAUUACAAAACAACGUCACACAGACACAAACGAAUUUCCACUGCGUUAUCUAAAAAAGCCUGAUCUUCCAUCUCCAUCUCUCUCCAUGCACCCUCUGAGGCUCUGCCCCAUCCAUCAAACAAGUGUCACCACCCUCACCACUUUUCUGCCACCUAUCCACCCCGCGCCUCUUUAAAAAAACUCCCCCCCUCCCCACCCCCCCCCCCCCCCGGGCCACAGUCCCUCAUCACGCAUAAGUCUCACUCUCUUUCUCUCUCUGCAUUAAUUAUUCAGCACAAAAAACACAGAACCACCACCACCACUGUCCAUGGCGGAAUCCACGCCACCGCAACUUGGACGUGCCACCGAGGGAAUCAAGAGCCUUUUGCCGGAAAAUCUUAAGGGGCCUUCCACUUCCCAAGUCCUGGCAGUGAUCACCCUUGUUCCCCUCGGGGGGUUCCUGCUCUUUCUCGCCGGCCUGACCCUCACGGGGACCGCGAUAGGCCUCGCCCUCACGACGCCACUGUUUGUGAUUUUCAGCCCCGUUCUGAUCCCGGCGGCGCUGAUAAUCACCCUGGCCGUUGCUGGGUUCCUGACGUCGGGAGCUUUUGGGAUCACGGCUGUUUCGUCGCUGAGGUGGAUCGUGAACUACCUGCGCCGAAGCGGCGGGUGGACGCACGCGAAGCAGCGGGCAGAGGAGGCCGCUGGCCACGUGGGCCAGAAGGCCAAGGAAGUGGGCCACGGGGCCCUGGGGUAGGCCCAAGAAAGGCCUUCGCUUGGGCCUCCUUGGCCCUUAGGUAUAAAAUAGGUAUAAAAUAUAAAUUAAGGUCUAUCGAAACGGUGUCGUCCUGUUUGUCUUUGGUGGACCCCGAUGUGGCUUUCUUUGUCUUUGUUUUUGCGAGUAUGUGAAUCCGGAUUAUUAAUAAAAUUGUUAUUUAGCUGUGUUCUGUCAAA
Messenger RNA from Malania oleifera, 998 nucleotides. RefSeq names its product oleosin Cor a 15-like. Gene Ontology annotation, biological process: lipid storage; seed oilbody biogenesis; response to freezing. The coding region runs from base 373 to 801 and encodes 142 amino acids. The transcript has a single exon. The record is from RefSeq and is a predicted model, not a curated record. NCBI's taxonomy places the organism in Eukaryota, Viridiplantae, Streptophyta, Magnoliopsida, Santalales, Ximeniaceae. Gene Ontology annotation, cellular component: monolayer-surrounded lipid storage body; membrane.